This is a messenger RNA of Mya arenaria, 1899 nucleotides long. RefSeq names its product eukaryotic translation initiation factor 2 subunit 3-like. Gene Ontology annotation, molecular function: GTP binding; translation initiation factor activity; GTPase activity. Gene Ontology annotation, biological process: formation of translation preinitiation complex; positive regulation of translational fidelity. Gene Ontology annotation, cellular component: eukaryotic translation initiation factor 2 complex; cytosol. NCBI's taxonomy places the organism in Eukaryota, Metazoa, Mollusca, Bivalvia, Myida, Myidae. The coding region runs from base 86 to 1498 and encodes 470 amino acids. The record is from RefSeq and is a predicted model, not a curated record. The transcript has 13 exons.
UUUUGGCUCCCCGCGUCAACUGAAUUUGUUGUUGGAAAUCAGAAUACCAGCUCUCCGGAUCCAGUUCUUGCAUCAGAAAUAAAACAUGACUGCUGAAACAGAUCAGACCCAAAAAGUGCUCCAACCCCACUUAUCCAAGCAGGAUCUGUCAACUCUCAACAUCGAGAGGUUGACGCCCUUAACCCCAGAAGUAAUCAGUCGUCAAGCCACUAUUAAUAUUGGUACAAUCGGGCAUGUAGCCCAUGGAAAGUCGACAUUGGUAAAGGCCAUAUCUGGCGUCCAGACUGUGCGUUUUAAGAAUGAAAAAGUGAGAAACAUCACCAUCAAGCUUGGAUAUGCAAAUGCAAAGAUCUACAAGUGUGAUUAUGAGUCGUGUCCCAGACCUGGCAGUUACAGAUCAUGUCCCAGUUCGAAGGAGGACUCGUUCCCAUGUGACAGAGCUGGCUGUUCAGGACGAUUCCAGCUACUGAGACAUGUAUCAUUUGUUGACUGCCCCGGUCACGACAUUCUUAUGGCGACCAUGUUGAACGGAGCCGCUGUCAUGGACGCAGCCUUGCUUCUUAUAGCGGGUAACGAGAGUUGUCCACAGCCCCAGACUUCAGAGCAUCUCGCAGCCGUGGAGAUAAUGAAGCUAAAACACAUCCUCAUUCUACAGAAUAAGAUUGAUCUCGUCAAGGAGAGUCAGGCGAAGGAGCAGUAUGAACAGAUUCUUGCAUUUGUAAAAGGCACGAUAGCAGAAGGUGCUCCAGUGAUUCCUAUCUCAGCUCAGCUCAAAUACAACAUUGAUGUGGUGUGUGAGUACGUAACGAAGAAAAUACCCGUGCCUAUCCGAGACUUCACAUCGAAACCAAGGCUUAUAGUGAUUCGGUCAUUUGACGUGAACAAGCCAGGCUGUGAGGUAGAUGAGUUAAAGGGCGGUGUGGCUGGAGGCAGUAUUCUUAAAGGCGUCCUAAAAGUUGGACAAGAGAUUGAGGUACGACCAGGCAUGGUCUCAAAAGAUCAGGAGGGAAAACUCAUGUGUAAACCCAUCAAGUCUAGAAUUGUCUCCCUUUUCGCUGAACAGAACGACCUACAGUAUGCAGUGCCAGGGGGAUUGAUAGGUGUGGGUACAAAGAUUGACCCAACACUGUGUCGAGCCGACCGUAUGGUGGGGCAAGUGCUGGGUGCGGUGGGGGCGUUACCAGACAUCUACACGGAACUAACCAUCUCGUUCUUCCUUCUGCGUCGACUUCUUGGUGUGAAAACUGAGGGAGACAGACGGGCAGCUAGGGUUCAAAAACUGGCAAAGAAUGAGAUUUUGAUGGUGAAUAUCGGUUCUCUAUCAACGGGUGGGCGUGUCUUGGCUGUGAAAGCUGAUUUGGCAAAGAUCGGGCUCACAAAUCCAGUAUGCACAGAAAUAGGAGAAAAAAUCGCCCUCAGUCGGCGUGUUGAAAAACAUUGGAGAUUGAUCGGUUGGGGUCAGAUCCGUCAAGGUGUUAAGGUCACUCCAGUAGAUUGAGUCAAGAACGAUCUAUAAAUAGUAUAUUUGUGGUUGGAGCUAGACAAAGCAAGUGCUGAAGUUAUGGGAACUGAAUUAUUCUAAAUAUUUCAUUAUUCUCAGCUAUAAGGCUGAUUGUUUUUUAUUAUCUAUAAUGGCAUUUUGCUGCUGUUAAUGGUCAGUGUGUUAUAAAAUAAAUUUUGAUAGAAAAACAUUUUCGAAUUAAAAUGGAACUUAGCUUAUAGCCUUAUAUCCAGUUACAGCUUAUACAGUUAUACUGAAGAAUUUUGAUGGAAACCAAAAAUGCCAUGGUACUAUUGUUUUUUGAGAAAAAUUAAAUAAUAGAAUAUUUUGCAUAAGGAAUCGUUUUAUAAAAUCUGUAAAUAUCCACAUGUAUAAUGAUCAUUAAAUAUUGAAAUAUU